Molecule: messenger RNA, 2225 nt
Organism: Otolemur garnettii (small-eared galago)
Lineage: Eukaryota; Metazoa; Chordata; Mammalia; Primates; Galagidae
Gene: SLC29A1
Product: solute carrier family 29 member 1 (Augustine blood group)
Exons: 14
Coding region: 11-1663 (550 amino acids)
Biological process (GO): uridine transmembrane transport; nucleoside transmembrane transport
Cellular component (GO): plasma membrane
Molecular function (GO): nucleoside transmembrane transporter activity
Source: RefSeq, a predicted model, not a curated record
GCUGGGGGAAAUGGUGGCAGGCGCUAGGCCCGGGCGGGCCCAGCUGGGGGCGGGUUUGAAUGUGCUCAGGAGGGCGCGGGAAGCUGCCAGCAGAGCUCGCAGAUCUCAGCGUGGAAGGAGUUCAUCUCCAGCAGGACCCUGCAGACAAGUCCCAUUGCCUGAGUCUGGACUAGGACCACCUCUUGGAGACUUUCCAGGCCCCCUCUGCUCUAACCCUUCUGUGGGUGAGUCUGGGCAACCGGUGCCAGAGGGAGAGAUCGAUCAGCCAGGCAAAACCAAGAACACCAUCACCAUGACAACCAAUCACCAGCCUCAGGACAGAUACAAAGCUGUCUGGCUUAUCUUCUUCAUGCUGGGUCUAGGGACACUACUCCCCUGGAAUUUUUUCAUGACGGCCACUCAGUAUUUCACAAAUCGCCUGGACAAGUCUGAGAAUAUGUCCUUGGUCACUGCCAGACCAAGCCAGGAUAUCCAGCCCUCAGCUGCCCCCGCAGCACACGUGCCAGCGCGGAACUCUCUCAGUGCCAUCUUUAACAAUGUCAUGACCUUAUGUGCCAUGCUGCCCCUCCUGCUCUUCACCUGUCUCAACUCCUUCCUGCAUCAGAGGAUCCCCCAGUCUAUACGGAUCCUGGGCAGCCUGGUGGCCAUCUUCCUGGUGUUCCUGAUUACUGCCAUCCUGGUGAAGGUGCAGCUGGAUGCUCUGCCCUUCUUUGUCAUCACCAUGAUCAAGAUCAUGCUCAUUAACUCAUUUGGUGCCAUCCUGCAGGGCAGCCUAUUCGGUCUGGCUGGCCUUCUGCCCGCCAGCUACACAGCCCCCAUCAUGAGUGGCCAGGGCCUAGCAGGCCUCUUCUCCUCGGUGGCUAUGAUCUGCGCCAUUGCCAGUGGCUCGGAACUGUCAGAAAGUGCCUUCGGCUACUUUAUCACAGCCUGUGUCGUUAUCAUUUUGACCAUCAUCUGUUACCUGGGCCUUCCCCGCCUGGAAUUCUACCACUACUACCAGCAGCUCAAGCUCGAAGGGCCUGGGGAGAGGGAGAUGAAGUUGGACCUCAUUACCCAAGGAGAGGAGCCAAGAGCAGGCAAAGAAGAGUCCAGAGUUUCAGCCUCCAACUCUGAGCCCAUCAACAAAAGCCACCCUAUCCGAGCCAUCCUCAAAAACAUCUCAGUCCUGGCCUUUUCUGUUUGCUUCAUCUUCACUAUCACCAUUGGGAUGUUUCCCGCUGUGACCGUUGAUGUCAAGUCCAGCAUCGCGGGCACCAGCGACUGGGGAUACUACUUCAUUCCUGUGUCUUGUUUUUUGACUUUCAAUAUCUUUGACUGGCUGGGCCGGAGCCUCACAGCUAUAGUCAUGUGGCCCGGAAAGGACAGCCGCUGGUUGCCAGGUCUGGUGCUCGCCCGGCUGGUGUUCGUGCCCCUGCUGAUGCUGUGCAACGUCCAACCCCGCCAGCACCUGGCUGUGGUCUUUGAGCAUGAUGCCUGGUUCAUCAUCUUCAUGGCUGCCUUUGCCUUCUCCAACGGCUACCUCGCCAGUCUCUGCAUGUGCUUUGGGCCCAAGAAAGUGAAGCCAGCUGAGGCAGAGACAGCGGGAACCAUCAUGGCCUUCUUUCUGUGCCUGGGCCUGGCACUGGGGGCUGUCUUCUCUUUCCUGUUCCGGACAAUUGUGUGACCAUGGACAGACAAAAGGACUGCACUGCCUGCUUGCCUUCUCCCGCCUUCCUUCUGCUGGGCAUGGCAGGGGUGGUCUGGAGGUUUUUCUCUUCUUUCUCACGGCCUGUGCUGGGCCUGGAUGUCCAGGCUCUGUGGAGGGAGCUUCUGUGGAUGGACAGUAGGAACAUUGUGGGCUUGAGGGUCAGAGUCAAGGGGGCACAUUGUCUGUAUCUGCUUGAGUUUCUCCACCCUUGGCUCUGAUCCCUGCUUGAACAGGGCAUCAGAGGUUGUUAGGCUCAGAGAGUACACGUGUGUGUGUGUCUGUGUGUCUGUCUGCCUGUACCAGGGAUAGCCAGGGGUCAGGACUGACCGUUUUAUGGUCUGAUCUGAUAUUUCCCCUCCCUCCUUUCUCCCUAUGUACCUCAUCACCCAUUCUCUCCAUGUUCCCUUCCCAGCUCUGCCUGCCCAUUUCCUACCCAUCAUGCACCUUGUACAGUUGCCAUUUUAUUGCCUUUUUUUAUAUUUGACAGAAACCAGGUGCCUUCAGAGGCUCUCUAAUUAAACCUUUGUUUUUUUGUUUU